Protopterus annectens (West African lungfish) is the source of this 2295-nucleotide messenger RNA. RefSeq names its product caveolin 1 (gene CAV1). The transcript is spliced from 3 exons. The coding region runs from base 107 to 646 and encodes 179 amino acids. Lineage: Eukaryota; Metazoa; Chordata; Ceratodontiformes; Protopteridae. The record is from RefSeq and is a predicted model, not a curated record. Gene Ontology annotation, molecular function: protein kinase binding; transmembrane transporter binding; molecular adaptor activity. Gene Ontology annotation, biological process: caveola assembly; negative regulation of protein tyrosine kinase activity; negative regulation of endothelial cell proliferation. Gene Ontology annotation, cellular component: Golgi apparatus; perinuclear region of cytoplasm; cytoplasmic vesicle.
GCGCAGCCACCCCCCUUUCUGUUAACAAUAUCCUCCUUCCUUCCUCAAACCUCUAUUUAUAACUCGAUGAAAUCCGAGUCACGUUUCUGGUCUAACCCAAGAAAGCAUGUCUGGUGGCAAAUUCGCGGAAUCUGAGGUUCUGCUGUAUCCAAUAACCAUCAGGGAGAAAGGAAACAUUUAUAAGCCACACAAUAAAGUCAUGUCCGAAGAGAAUUACAACGAGAAGAUGGUCCGCGAUGCUCACACCAAGGAGAUAGACCUGGUGGAGAGGGAUCCGAAGCAUCUUAACGACGAUGUGGUUAAGGUUGACUUUGAAGAUGUAAUUGCUGAACCAGAGGGAACACACACUUUUGAUGGCAUAUGGAAAGACAGCUUCACUACUUUCACAGUGUCAAAAUACUGGUGUUACCGCCUUUUGUCAGCUCUGAUUGGCAUACCCUUAUCACUCAUUUGGGGUAUCUACUUUGCCAUUCUGUCCUUCAUACACAUCUGGGUCGUAGUACCAUUAAUUAAGAGCUAUCUGAUUGAAAUCCAGUGUGUCAGCAGGGUCUACUCAAUCUGCAUCCAUACUUGCUGUGAUCCUUUCUAUGAUGCGGUUGGGAAAAUGUUCAGCUCUGUCCGUGUAGUAUUUCGAAAAGAAGUAUAACUCCUGUACGAAAACAAGUGGAGGUCUGGCAGUUGAUCUAAUGCCAGCUGUCUGCAGAUCCUAAAAUGUCACAAUUAGUAAUCUACAAAAACUCUUUAUUGUAUUUCUGCCAAAACAAAGUAUUGCUUAUUCAGUUUUGCUCCCUUCAUUUAUCUUGCUGGAUUAUCUGUUCCUUUCUCAGAUCUACAUUUCUGCACUGAUCCUUAUUGUCAGUGCUGGCAUUCCAUAUAGUUGUACAGUCACAUUACUGUUUUAUAUGUUUAACUGCAAAAUGUCAACAUGUUCCUAGCCAUGACUCAUAUUGUAAGCUUACAGUAUUAGUGUCCAUUUAUGGCAGAGGAUUACAGAAACCAUUAAAAAAACUGAGGCUCCAUUUUGCUGUUAACGGCUAGCUUUACUAAGACAACAGAAUGAACAGAGCAAGCUAGCAUUUUUUUAUUUGAAAGAGUGUUUUAUUGCUGUUGUAUUGACUGCUGUUUUGUAUGCUUAACACAUUUACCUUUUGCCUUUGAACAUGCACCUGUGCACACAUUUCAUUUUACAAUCAGUAGUAAUGAAAGGCAAAAUAAAGCAAGUUGACGCAGGUUUUACUUUUCAUACUAUAGAAUUCAAUAGUGAGCAGUGAAUACAUUUAAAAUUAGUUACAGGUAUUUUCUAGUACUUAUUCCAUGAAACAUUGUUUAACUAGGUGCUGGGUUAUACCCUAUUUAAAUUUAAUGCGGAAGUUCAAAAACUAGGAACUAUAAAAUGACAUGUAAUAUUUUUAAAUGCGAUGUGACUCUGUUUUCAGGUUGACACACAUUUCUUUGGUUGUUUUUUUCCUUUGCCUACUCAUGUACUGCUCGGCUGUGUGAAUUACAAAAAUGUCAUACAAAGUUGCAAUACCAGAGAAGAAAACGUCAAGGUGGUACAAAAUAACUUUUCAUUUGCCAUAUAGUCGCCUUGUCUUUUCUUUGUACAUCUCCAUACCUUUAAAAAUGGAGAUGAACUGAUAAUAAUGUUAUUACACUGUAACUACACAAUUAUUCUGUGUUAAAAUAUGAAAUAGUAAAUAUUUCCUUGUAUUUCUUGCAGUGAAAAUUAAAACCUUGCUUUAUGGAAGCUUGUCAUUUGAGUUUAAGAAAUUAGUUAGAUUUUAAAAUAAUCAACGUUUAGUUUAGCUGCCAUGACCAAAUUGUAAACUAGAUUAAAGUAUUUUAUAUACAGACACACUAAAACUUUUCUCUGGAAGAUUGUUUAUUAAUGUAACAUUUUUUAGAUGUAAGUGCCACUUUUUGCACAUAAAGUGUAAGAUCGUAACUACUAUGAUGUGUUUUAUAAACAGAUACUGGCAUAGAUGCAGUUUUUACUUUGCAAAGUUUAUAAUGUGUAAAUAGAUACAAUUGGUAAUAUUUUAGUUCAUGUUGCAUUAUUAAAAGUGUUAUUGCUUAACAAAUGUAGGCUAAUGUUUUGUACAGUGCUUGCAUCAUAUUGUCAUUUUGAAACAGCUGCUGUGACAUCUGACCUGUGAAAGGUAAAAGAUGUUCUGUAUAGCCAUAGGCUGGCAUGAAGUGCCUUACUCUAGCUAUUCAGGAAUCAGAGAACAAGUGCUUAGAAUUUUAAUUGUUGUUUGUAGUCUGCAUAUACGUUGUCAAUAAAGGUGAAAGAAA